Messenger RNA from Chondrus crispus (carragheen), 838 nucleotides. Its product is annotated as 40S ribosomal protein S11. Gene Ontology annotation, biological process: translation. Gene Ontology annotation, cellular component: cytosolic small ribosomal subunit; ribosome. Gene Ontology annotation, molecular function: structural constituent of ribosome. The transcript is spliced from 2 exons. The record is from RefSeq and is a predicted model, not a curated record. The coding region runs from base 1 to 462 and encodes 153 amino acids. Lineage: Eukaryota; Rhodophyta; Florideophyceae; Gigartinales; Gigartinaceae.
AUGGCGGAUAUUCUUCACGAGAAGGCCUUCCCCAAGCAGGGUGCCGUAUCACUAGUUGGUCGCGUUGGUCGCAAGAACGGCAGGUGGUUCCGCAACGUCGGUCUCGGCAUCAAGACCCCUCGCGAGGCGAUCGAAGGCACUUACGUUGACAAGAAGUGCCCAUUCACCGGGAAUGUAUCUAUUCGCGGACGUCUGUUUCGUGGUGUCGUUGUUUCCACCAAGAUGAAGAAGACUGUCAUCGUGCGCAGGGAUUACCUGCAUUGGAUCCGGAAGUACAAGCGAUUCGAAAAGCGUCACCGCAACAUCCCCGCUCACGCCUCCCCCUGCUUCCGCUUGCGCGAAGGCGACCAGGUUACAAUCGGACAGAACCGCCCAACCUCGAAGACGAAGCGUUUUGCCGUUCUGAAACUUGAUCGUGCAGCGCCUUCAGCGGACGGCAAGAAGAUUUUCGCAGGUCUCUAAACUGUCAAAGCGUUAUGUCACAUACGGUGUAAAGGACGGUUUACUUUUGCACCAUGCUGGAUGUUUGUGCGAUGUGCGUAGAUAGGAUCGCGGCUCUCCAAUGCGGGAUUACAUGCUUUUAUGCACGUGUCGUUCGCCACAAUUUAUGCCCCUCACGAUGCGUUGCGAUUCCUCGCUACUCCUGUUAGCGAUCCUCGUUCGGAGGAGACGAAUUUCGAUGCGCGUUUUGCGCACCGGUCUCUCGUCUGGAUAUUGCGGAGGUUGCUUGCUAUUUAGUGGCGUAGACAGACCAGUACUCUCAUAGUUCUUGUUCGUUUCUUUCACGCGAUCGAGUCUCCAUGAGUCCAACAUUAUAAAACUUCAUAGCAAGAUCGAA